AUGGACGAGCUUCUGCGACCCAUCAGCAAGACAUAUGUAAAGUCCGAAGAUGCCGCGGAGCCACUUCUCCGGAAAGUGCAGGCAUCAUCGAGGGCAGCAGCAGCCCCGGAUUUCAAGCCAAAAACUCUCCGAGAUAUCGUGGAGGCGCUGAGCCAUGAACCGGAUUAUGACACCUUGGUAUCAGCAUUGAGGUUCGUCGCCGAUGGAGGGCCGGAGGAUGAUCAUUUCAAUAUCGGAGCCCCCGGACCCGACGCCGCCAGGAUCAUCCAGAUCUUGGUCACGGAGAUUGUACCCAACUACUGGGCCGUCCUGAAGGAGUCAUCGUCGUCAGACGGUCCGAAAUCAGACCUGUCACUCCUCCUGGGAACUCUACGGUGUCUUGCAGGCCUUAACGCCAUCUUGCUACGCUUGCGAACCCUGGUCCAGGAGCACAAGUCCCGGGAAAACGGGAUUCAACACUCAGAUGUAGUGUUAAAUUUGAAGACCACCCUCGAGUUGCUGUGCGCAACAUUGGAAGGCGAUGACAGUCUGUCGCUCAUCUGGAACAAUACAUCUGCUAGCACAGACGCUACGAAGCAGCGCAUUCUGUCAAAGGAUUUUGUCAAUGCCAUCGCUGGCGGUCGUGCCAUCUCCUUUUCUGCUGAAGCUGAGUCCAGCAUCUCACAAGAGACAAAAGGCCCUGGCCUGUGGGUUGCCAACGGGAUCGCGUAUACGAAGUGGCUUGCACGGAACAUCAUCUCCUGGUCAAAGCAAGCAGAUGACACAGUGGAGAAGAAGUUAUUAGCAGAAUUACUAUCAAAGGCGUUGCGCCUGGGAUACUCUGAAAGUGUAGUCCAGCUACUGCUUGCGGAUAUAGUCAACGACCUCCAGCACGCCCAGCAUGUCUCUGGCCUGUUCGGAAGCCUCGCAAAUACGGAACAACGGGCUUUGCUCUUCAGCAUCCUGAAGAGCAUUGCUGACGUCCAUCUCAACACAUUGGCCAACAGUAAUCCAUCCGAAGAGCAGACGAUAAUAUCAGCGGCUGCUGCUAUCAUCAAUCUGUUUGUGGGAAAUGAUACCAAACAUUUGUCUCACCUGGUCACAUGGCUGACAAGUGCCACCGGAGCCGGACUUGGCGAUGCGAUUGGUAUCCGACGAGCAGUUCUGGCUGUGCUUUCGUCAGACAGAGACUCCGUGGCAACAGUGUUCGAAAAGAGCCUAAGCCAGUUUGGUGACUAUCUCUACGUCAGACACACGCCAGUUCUGCAACAAGAAGUGCAUGCGCAAGUGCUUCUCCUCAGUGCAGGGUAUCUUCAGAGGCUGGCACCAGUCAAACUAUCCUUGGCCGUGAGGUCUGGCUCGUUCAUGAAUAUGGUCUCCAAGAGGUUGGAAGCAUCUCAAAUACGCGCCCGUUUGCUAGGAAUGAUCGUCGGCGAGGCACUCUCAAAGCUGGCGCACAAGGAUGACAAGAAGCUCAACUUCAAUAUGGAGGAGACGAACUCGGACGAGGCGCUAUGGUACAAGGGCUUGGUCGAGACAUCGGAUGUUGUCGGUGCAAUCCAGCCCCUGGCCUCGAAACAUAAACCAGUCCACGAGACUCAGAAAAAGACAAGACCAUUCGAGAGGAAAUCCGAACCAGCGCCGGCCCCAAAGCUAGCUCCCAGCAAGGCAAAGGCCAUCAUUGAAGAGGUGGAUUCGGACGAGGAGGAGGACGACGAUAUAGUGCCAUUGACAAAGCCGGCCGACGAUGAGAUGGAUUCCGACGACGACCCAGAAACGAUCCGACGAGAUAAGCCGAAAGCGCCGGUGUACAUCAGGAACCUUAUCACUUACUUACGGGACACCGAAGGCUAUGAUCAUCAAAAGCUCGCCCUGACAACAGCACCAACCCUGAUCAGGCGAAAGGCGAACCAUGGAACCGAAGUGAAGGAGCAUGCUGAAGAGCUUGCCUCACUCCUGGUCGGUGUUCAGGACAACUUUGACCUUGAGAAUUUCUACGACUUGAAAUUACAGGGGAUGAUUGCCAUACUUGUAGCUCAACCUCAGAUGAUGGGCCCGUGGUUCGCCCGGACUUUCUUCAGCGGAGAUUAUUCUGUGGCUCAGAGGGCGUCAGUACUCACCGUCAUGGGGUUGGGCGCACGCGAGAUCUCGGGGCACGCAACCUCAGAAUACGCGGCCGCGGCGUCGUUCCCAUCUCAAACAUUGCCCGACAAGAUGAAGAAGCUGUACUUGGAGGGUUCGGCUGAGAGCAACCAGCUUACCUCGUCAUCGUCGCUCAAGGCACUGCCGCCCAGCGCGCUAGACACAAUCACGAGAUCCCUCACUUCGGCUUUCAUGGCGCCGCUGGCAGCUGAUGCUGCAGAUUCAGCGACGGGUCCAGACGCCCUGAAGCUGUCCACUUUCAAGUCACGACUGGGCCAACAACAGACGUCAACCACACAGGUUUCCAAGAGCAAAGCCCGUGUCCGAGCCAUCCCCAACACGACAGCGCAGCUCAUCGCCACAUCCUUCUUCUUCCCGCUCACAGCGCGCUUCCAGUCCGCAGCGGGCUCGACAGCGGGGCGGACGCGGGGCAUCGUCUUCCAGCCCUUCCUCCUGUCGCUGUUUAUCAAGACGCUCGCGCUGCUCCUCCACGCCGCGGGGCCGAGCACGCUGUCGCUCCCGGACAUGACGGCCGAGCUGUGGGGGCUCCUGCUGGGGAGCAGCGUGCGGGCGCAUGCCGUCGGCGACCUCGGCGUCACGCACGCGGUGCUGUUUGCGCUGCUGACGUUGUUGGAGGUCAAUGGCGACAGGAUGCGGGAUAUCUGUCAGGGCAUGCCGAGGGAGGUCGUCGAGACGCAGGAGUGGGUUGCACAGGUUUUUGCUGGCACCAGGGGGGAGGACGGCGGGGAGGAGAAUGAUGUCAAGAUGUUGGCAGCGGGGGUUUUGAUCAGGAUCAGGGAGGGCAUGGACAAGCACAGGGCGCUGCUGAUGGGUGACAUGAUCGGGUGA
This is a messenger RNA of Diaporthe batatas, 2970 nucleotides long. RefSeq lists its product as uncharacterized. Bases 1 to 2970 code for a protein of 989 amino acids. The transcript has 3 exons. NCBI's taxonomy places the organism in Eukaryota, Fungi, Ascomycota, Sordariomycetes, Diaporthales, Diaporthaceae. Gene Ontology annotation, biological process: protein stabilization; telomere maintenance via telomerase. Gene Ontology annotation, cellular component: cytosol. Gene Ontology annotation, molecular function: telomeric repeat DNA binding; Hsp90 protein binding. The record is from RefSeq and is a predicted model, not a curated record.